This is a messenger RNA of Eleginops maclovinus (Patagonian blennie), 2491 nucleotides long. RefSeq lists its product as uncharacterized. Gene Ontology annotation, cellular component: septin complex; synaptic vesicle; cell division site. Lineage: Eukaryota; Metazoa; Chordata; Actinopteri; Perciformes; Eleginopidae. Gene Ontology annotation, biological process: intracellular protein localization; cell division; cytoskeleton-dependent cytokinesis. The record is from RefSeq and is a predicted model, not a curated record. Gene Ontology annotation, molecular function: GTP binding; GTPase activity; molecular adaptor activity. Bases 148 to 1197 code for a protein of 349 amino acids. The transcript is spliced from 12 exons.
AUGCUUCAGGGAGGAGGGUGGGCUCGCGGGGACGGUUUCCGGGUUUCCCUUCCUGGGCUGGAACAGCGGCAAGAGGCAUAAAGGCUCCUGUUGAUUAACAAUAAUUCAAAGUUACGUUCAGGCUUGUUGACCCAGUAAACAGCAGUGAUGUCUCAGUCCGGAGAGAAAGGGAAGUUCCCAGAUGCAACAGGUUAUGUUGGGUUUGCCAACCUCCCUAACCAAGUGCACCGAAAAUCGGUGAAAAAAGGGUUUGAAUUCACCCUAAUGGUUGUAGGGGAGUCUGGUUUGGGAAAAUCCACACUCAUAAACAGCCUGUUCCUCACUGAUCUCUACCCUGAACGCUACAUCCCUGGUGCCGCAGAGAAGAUUGAGAGGACGGUGCAGAUUGAGGCAUCAACCGUGGAGAUCGAGGAGAGAGGAGUGAAGCUUCGCCUCACAGUGGUUGACACCCCUGGAUAUGGCGAUGCCAUCAACAGCCAGGACUGCUUCAAGACCAUCAUCGAGUACAUUGACAAUCAGUUUGAGCGAUACCUCCACGAUGAGAGCGGACUGAACCGAAGACACAUUGUGGACAACAGGGUUCACUGCUGCUUCUACUUCAUAUCCCCAUUUGGACACGGUUUGAAGCCUCUGGAUGUGGAGUUCAUGAAGGCUAUCCACAGCAAAGUAAACAUCGUUCCGGUCAUCGCCAAGGCUGACACACUGACUCUGAGGGAGAGGGAUCGCCUGAAGAGAAGGAUCCUGGAUGAGAUUGCAGAGCACGGGAUCAGGAUUUAUCAGCUACCUGAUGCCGACUCUGACGAGGACGAGGAGUUUAAAGAGCAGACCAGAGUUCUGAAGGCAAGCAUUCCCUUUGCUGUGAUUGGCUCCAACCAGCUGAUUGAGGUGAAGGGGAAGAAGAUCCGUGGCCGUCUGUACCCCUGGGGAGUUGUUGAAGUGGAGAACCCCGAGCACAAUGACUUCCUCAAACUGCGCACCAUGCUUGUCACCCACAUGCAAGACCUGCAGGAGGUAACUCAGGAUCUGCAUUAUGAGAACUUCCGCUCAGAGAGGCUGAAGACCGGCAGCAGCAGGGCUGUGGAUGAGGAUGAGGUGGAUAAAGACCAGAUCCUGCUACAGAAAGAAGCAGAGCUGAGACGCAUGCAGCAGAUGAUCGCUCAGAUGCAGGCACAGAUGAAGAUGAAAUCAGACGAGUGAAAGAGUUGCAGCAGAAGGGAAACACGGUGAUCCCAACCCACCAGCAAACACACACACACACACACACACACACACACACACACACACACACACACACACACCUGUUCCUCUAAAUCCAUCCCUGCCUGCUGUCGCGCUGCAGAUCCACAGAGAAUGCAAAUAUCUAGGAUCACAUCAAUUUUUUAUCAGCACACCUCUUUCCCUUCUCCUUCUCCUUCCUCUUCCUCUUCCUCUUCUUGGUCCCUCCAAACAUCCGUCAUUUUAAUCAACAUAUCUACUAUGACGUUUUUGAUUCUCAUUAUAACUCCACAGAGCUGCAAGUGACAAUGGUACUAAGAGUUUUUGCCAACACACUAUCAUGUUUACAAAAGUAUAUAUGUAUGAAUUAUGCAUUUUGCUUCAGAUGGCAUCAUUUUCCAUGUAAUUUGCUAUCAGGUUAAGACUGUUGUGAACAUAGUUUUACUUAAAAUGUUGAAAAGCCGUUUGCAUCUCAUUCAUUUUAGAGUGAUCGUAUGAGUGGAUCAGUAGCCUCUCGAUUGUUUCAGUGCCUUGAUUGCGUCUGAUAAUGCAAUAAUUAUGAAUAUUACUACACUUCCAGAUGAGUUGGUUUAUAAAUUAGGUUAACUGUUUUUGCAGAGAAGGAGAAAAUGCUUGUUUUCAACUUUUCUAGCCAACGUCACAUACUUACUGCUAAAGUUUAUUUUUGCUUUAGGCUGGAAAUCUACUAUAUGCAAGUAACCAAACUAAUCAAAUUUAGUUAAGAGAAACAACAUGGCGUAAGGGUCAUGUUAUAGCUGAAUUAAAAUGCCAUGUUGUUAAUAUUAUUUUAUUUAUUAUCAAGAGAUGCAGGAUCUUUAAUGUCAGUGCCAAACUACAGCCUGUAUAGUCCUCACACUAUUCACUCCGGUAACUUUUUGACUUGUUGCUUACCUGAUGUCAUUUAAUGUGUGAACAUAUUAUUUGUACACUACAUGUGCAGCCUUUCAUCCCACUGUAUUUUGGCUGUCCAAUUUUAAAUCAAGUACUUAAUAUCAACUUAAUUAAAAGGUAACUGUUAUAUGUGUAAACACCUUUUGUUUAGCAGUGCCGUCUAACUGUGCUUUCGUCAAUGUGUUGUUGGCAUGAUUUUGUUUUUCUGUCUAUUGCUCUUAUAUGCAAAUCUGUCUAUUGAACUUAUUUUAAACACACAUAACUGUUAUAUCUUAACCAUAUCUCAGUAUAGACUUGUUUUUAAGAUUUCUUUUGUAUUUCUGUCUUGAAUAAAUUUGUUAAGAGAAUAAAAAGUUGACACAGA